AAUUAGGACGGAGAAGAACUAAGGAGGGUAAAUCGGGCAAAUAAAUUUACGGACAGCAACACAAUCCCUUUACCUUUGUGUCGUCUCUUCCAUCUCAUUUCUCAUCCGUUCUCUCGAAAAAUCCUCUGGGCAGUCUCCCCCGCGGAUUUCUACUCCAUAGAUUCUCUCUCUAGCCUUCAUUUUCUUUCUCUCUCUAAACUCAAUUGUAUGGUACCACUAACUUUUCCCUUUAUAUUUUCUCACCAUUUCUUCCUCGAUGUGUAACCCAAUUCCUGUUUUCAUUUCCAGCCUGUAGACCCAGAUUUGGGCUGUCUCUUGAUGAUGGCAAAUUUCUGGGUUCGCUUCCAAGAAUCUUAUUGAUCCGUCUUUAUAUCCGAUUGUACCCUUUCUCAAUAAGAGACAGGCUUCACUUUUUUUUCAUUCAGGGUUGGAGGGGGGGGAGUGCCGAGGGAUAUUUUGAUUUCCCCUUUUUCUUGAUUCAAGAAUUGGUUUUUUUUUGAAAAAAAGGGCUUUGUUUAUCUUUAUUUUUGAAGGGAAAAAACGUGAAUUCGGGCAAUUUGUUUAUAGAUAGCUGGACUUUUUCCUGGAUCUGAGGGUGGUUGUUGCAAGAUUUGUGCUUUGGGAUGACAUCCUUGUUGUAAUGUGAAAUUGGGUCGAGGGGGGAAUCGGAAAAGAUUGCAUCUUUGGUUGAUUUUACUUGUUUUUGAUUUGGAAAUCGAAUAUGGAUCAUAUGAUUGGUGGAAAGUUCAAGCUUGGUCGGAAGAUUGGCGGCGGAUCUUUUGGGGAGCUUUAUUUGGGAACAAAUGUUCAAACUGGAGAGGAAGUUGCCGUGAAGCUUGAACCAGUUAAAACUAAGCAUCCCCAGCUUCAUUAUGAGUCAAAGCUCUAUAUGCUUCUGCAGGGUGGAACUGGAAUUCCCCAUCUCAAGUGGUUUGGAGUUGAAGGAGAAUACAAUGCCAUGGUUAUUGACUUGCUUGGGCCGAGUUUGGAGGACUUAUUUAACUAUUGCAACAGAAAGUUUUCCUUGAAAACAGUUCUGAUGCUUGCCGAUCAAUUGCUUAAUAGGGUGGAGUAUAUGCACUCAAGAGGAUUUCUUCACCGUGAUAUAAAGCCGGACAACUUCUUAAUGGGUUUGGGCCGCAAGGCAAACCAGGUGUAUAUCAUUGACUAUGGUCUUGCCAAAAAGUUUAGAGACCUUCAAACUCAUAAGCACAUACCAUAUAGGGAAAACAAGAACUUAACAGGCACAGCUCGUUAUGCCAGCGUUAAUACUCAUCGUGGAAUUGAGCAAAGCAGAAGAGAUGAUUUGGAGUCUCUUGGCUAUGUGCUUAUGUAUUUCUUAAGGGGAAGCCUUCCAUGGCAAGGACUGAAAGCUGGUACCAAGAAGCAGAAAUAUGACAAGAUCAGUGAAAAGAAAAUGCUUACACCUGUUGAGGUGCUUUGCAAAUCUUAUCCAUCAGAAUUCAUAUCGUAUUUUCAUUAUUGUCGAUCACUGAGGUUCGAUGACAAGCCGGAUUACUCAUACCUCAAGAGACUUUUCCGUGAUCUUUUCAUUAGAGAAGGCUAUCAGUUUGACUAUGUGUUUGACUGGACCAUAUUGAAAUAUCCUCAGAUUGGUUCCAGCUCUAGAGGGCGACAACCAGUUGGCAGAUUGUCUUUGAACCCAGGAGCAACUGCAGAAAGAGCCGAGAAGACUCCAGUGAGGCAAGAAGGGAGGGAUAAGUUAUCUGGCGCAGUUGAGGCCUUUGCUCGAAGGAAUAACUCUGGCACCGGUUUGCACGGUGGCGAUUAUUCAAGGCACAAAACUUCAGAGGAUAUCCCUUCUUCCAAAGAUAUGUUAGCUGACACUGAUAGAGGCGGGCGCGUGUCACGGACGGGUAGCACUUCAAGGAGGGGGAUGGUGUCAAGUAGCAGGCCAAGCUCAUCGGGCGAGCCCAACAAUGACAGCCGUGCUGGACGGGUGGGGUCCAGCAGCGGGCGUCUAACCUCCUCCUCCCAUAGAUUGCACCACCAUGCCGCCCUCGACUCCUCCAAAUCAUCGUCUUUCACUAGAUCCGGGCCCACCACUAGAGGCGGUGGCGUGCGCGAUGAAACCCUCCGAAGCUUCGAGCUCCUCACCAUUGGCACCGGGCGAAGGAAAUAAAAGCCCGAACUCGUUCCCGGAUGGACGGACGUUUGCCCGAGUUUCACGGGGGGAAGCUGCGUGGGCGACGGUCGGUCGCCCGGAUUUCAAGAACCAUAAAAAACCAUUUAUCUCCUUCCCACACAAUUCAUUCCCUUCAAUGUAAAAUUUACCAGAAGUGGGUAAAAAUGUCAGUCCAUGGAAAAUCUUUGUUGAAAAGAGAACAAUUUUUUUAAAAAAGUGUCAAUGUUUGGACUAUAUGUAUCCUUGUACUACUAGUACAUGCCUAAUGCUGGAAACUGCUGUACUAUUUAUGUGAGAAUUUUG
Molecule: messenger RNA, 2449 nt
Organism: Cuscuta campestris
Lineage: Eukaryota; Viridiplantae; Streptophyta; Magnoliopsida; Solanales; Convolvulaceae
Source: the annotation of a GenBank genome assembly